Erinaceus europaeus (western European hedgehog) is the source of this 525-nucleotide messenger RNA. RefSeq names its product defensin beta 119 (gene DEFB119). The record is from RefSeq and is a predicted model, not a curated record. Gene Ontology annotation, molecular function: lipopolysaccharide binding. The coding region runs from base 81 to 368 and encodes 95 amino acids. Gene Ontology annotation, cellular component: extracellular region. The transcript has 2 exons. Lineage: Eukaryota; Metazoa; Chordata; Mammalia; Eulipotyphla; Erinaceidae. Gene Ontology annotation, biological process: antifungal innate immune response; defense response to Gram-negative bacterium; defense response to Gram-positive bacterium.
CAAAGCUCAUUUCUGCCAUAGAGAACUAUAUUUCUAUCCCUUUCAGCACAGUCACUAUCUUCUCCUGUGACCUGCCAGUCAUGAAGUUUCUUAUCCUGUUUCUUGCCAUCUUUCUGAUCAAAGAGCCAAUGAUACCAGAACCAACAUGUUGGAUGGAUGGAAAAUGCCGGUUGGUGUGCAAAAAUGAUGAAGACACUGUUGUACGCUGCCUAAACCGCAAACGUUGCUGUGUCCCCAGCCGUUAUUUAACAAUUCAACCAGUAACAAUUGACAGUGAACCUCGCUGGACCCUCCCUUUGACAUUCAGACCAGUGAGAAAGAAGAACAAGCCUGCCAAAAGAGAGAACAAGAAUAUAAAUCACGGGUAGGAUAGCAUGGGAAGUGACUCAGUAGUAAAGCACAUGCUUUACUAUUGCCUGAGGCCCUGGGUUCAUCCUUCAGUACUGCAUUAAAAAAAAUCAUGGAGAGAAAUAGCUUUGUUUCAGGUUCCUUUAUUCUCACACUUCAUUAAAAUGCAUAAAUCUC